AUCUUAAAAUGAUCAGAUCAACCGAUAAUACGCUACCUUAAUAAUACGGUCGCAACCUGUAUUUCCUUUAAUUCCAAUAUUUGAAUGUGUAUCAUGCGCACUGGCCACUGGUGUUAUUUUGAUUGCCUACCACUCUAUUACAAAUAUUAAAUCCAUGGCAACUACUUUAUAUUGUUUGUUUUGGUUUUUGAAAAAAAAAAAGAAUAUAUUUUUAUGAAAAAUACCUCUGCAUACAACUGAUUGUAUACCUUUAGUUUUUAUAUAAUCAAUUUUUUUAUCAUUCAGCUACCGAAAAUACAGAUAUAAAAAUUAAAACAAAAAUAAUAUGUCAAUAUCUAACAGGACUGGCCAGUCAGAAAUCCAAUAUUCAGCAAAGAAGAAUUUCCGAAUCCGAACUCCAAGAUUGGUGCCUCCAUUUUCAUUACAAUCACUCCAAAAAAAUACAGUUGUUUUCAACCAAGAAAACUUAAGCAUCAAGGGCAAACAAAAUAAUCAAAAUAGAAGAGCAGCAACGUCUUUCCGAAUGUAUUAUAAUCGUGGAGAUUUGCCAAUAAAAAUGGAGUACCUUACGGGGGGAGACAAAAUUGGAUGGACGGUUGACAUUGAAAAACUAGACUACAAUCUCUAUCUACCAUUAUUUUUCGAUGGUCUUUCUGAAACAAGACAUCCUUACAAGACAUAUGCCCGUCAAGGUAUAAUCGAUCUUUUGACUCAUGGUGGAGAUAAAAUUCACCCGGUUAUUCCUCAACUUAUUUUGCCAAUCAAAAAUGCUUUUAACACUAAUAACUUAGAGGUUAUGUGUACAACUUUGAAAAUUCUGCAGCAACUGGUCGUAUCAUCAGAUUUGGUUGGACCAGCUUUAGUACCUUUUUAUCGACAAUUAUUACCGACAUUUAACUCUUUCAAAGUGAAAAAUCUUAACUGUGGGGAUGAAAUUGAUUAUAGCCAAAAGAACAACAUGAAUCUAAGUGAUUUAAUGGAUCAAACUCUCCAAGUUCUUGAAAUUCAUGGUGGUGAAGAUGCUUUUAUUAAUAUUAAGUACAUGGUUCCAACAUAUGAGUCUUGUUUCUUAAAUUAGGAUUUUUUUAUAAUAAAUGUUAAAA
Messenger RNA from Episyrphus balteatus (marmalade hoverfly), 1103 nucleotides. RefSeq names its product parkin coregulated gene protein homolog. The record is from RefSeq and is a predicted model, not a curated record. Lineage: Eukaryota; Metazoa; Arthropoda; Insecta; Diptera; Syrphidae. The transcript is spliced from 5 exons. Bases 326 to 1078 code for a protein of 250 amino acids. Gene Ontology annotation, molecular function: Hsp70 protein binding; Hsp90 protein binding.